AUGCUGAAAGUGAUUUACAUCAAAAGCACAGCAUUGUCAAAACGUCAAGCAUCUGAAAAAGCAGCUACAAUAGCACUCCAUUGGCUGUACAUUAAUAAACGUAUUAAUAGUGAUGGUUGCCCUGUUUAUGAUAAAACAGUGCUCGACAAUCUACAUAACAAAAUAAAUAUUCCAAUUGAAGCUUCUCUUAGUGAUAAUUCAGUGGACAGAAUAGAACGGAUUUGGAAUGAUUAUAACAUAGGGAUAAAACCAAUUUAUGAAGAGACUUUCAAAGCAGCUGCCAUGAAAGAUAUCACAAGCGCAGCACUUAUAAAGGAUUCCAGUUUAGAUGAAGGUAAGAUGUAUGCAACUAAAAUGAAACCAAUAGGGUAUUCUACUCUAUUUUGUAUAAUACUAGUAACUGUUUAUUUUAAUUUAAAUAAGCCACAAAACAAAUAUUUCGGAAAAAUAAACACGUUUUACUGCCUUAAAAUAAAUCACAAUUCUAACUGUUUUUACGCUGUCCGCAUAUUCAUGACGUCAUUGUGAUAUGUACACAAAACCUUAACUCUAUGCACAAAACAGAUGCAUAGAGUAGAAGAUUUAUAGAUGUCAAUAAAACAAGAUCAAUGCCAUCUAACGAUCAAUUUAGAAAUAAAAAGGUAUAAUAAUAUUUAUAUAUCUUUUUAUUAAGAAAAGGAAUUUGAUUUAUAAUUAAUGGCAUAUUUUUAUGACCAAUCUGACAGCUGUCGCCACAGUGACGUCACACAAUGGCGGGUCGUGUUUUACAGACAGGAAAAAAAACCACUACUUUUUAUUUUAAUAUAAUAACAUAAUCGUGCGAUUUUAAGCCUCAAAUCACAGAAUCUAUGUUUAUUACAAUUUAAAUGUUAGUUUUUGUGCAAUUCCGUGGCUUAUUUUUUACUACCGAAACUCCCCUAUUAUAUUUAUGGUAAACAAAAAGUUAACAAAAACUAUUUGUAAUCACUAUAGCUGUGGAAUUUAAUAAACAAAAGCUAUUAACACGCAUAUUUCAAGUUACUUUUAUGUGUCGUCAUAUAUCUAUAUAUGUGUUUACAUAUAUUUUAACGGUAUAUACUACCAAAUUUAUAUUGUUUGAUAUAAUAAAAUUAUUUGUUAUAGAUGAUUAUUCUGAAGACGAAAGGGAGUCAGAAGCGGACACAGAUAUUUUUGGUGAGUCUUAUUAAAAAUUAACAUAAAAAAUAAAACGACAAUAUAGAAAUAAACCUUAAUAAUGUAUCGAAAUUUUCCAAUAAGAACUCGUAUUAAUUAAAUAAAGGGUUGAUUUUGAGACCUCGUCGACCACCAAAAUGAGCUUUAGAUUAUCUAGAUCCCUGGAAAACCGAUUUCGACCCCAAGGGAUUGACGUGAGAAUUCCUGAUCAACAUAAAUUAAAUUUAUAUUAUCUAUUAUGAUUUCAAAAUACAAGUUUUAGGCGUUCAAUAAUUUUCGUAAAAAUUUAAAUAGUUUAAAUAUGUUAUUUUGUUACAGACGGUCAAUUGAUCCACCCUGUUUACGGCAAAAGGAUUGAUGCUCCUUCAGCUCAAGCUUUAAAGCGUCGAGAAUGGCUACUGAAGAAACAUUUCGAAAACUACGACGAUGGUCUCACGCCACUACCUAUUGAUGAAUACACGUAAGUGAAUAAGAUAAAAAUAUUUACUAAAAUUGAUCUUCCACAGGGAUGUAUAUUGGGGCCUCUUCUUUUCACAUAUGAAAAAAGACUAGCUAUUUAAUUGAAAUGUAGUAUUAAAGAUUGUAUUGUAAUACAUUAGAUGUGAUGCAUAAUGGCAAUGUGAAGACUACAUAAUGCGAGGAUUUCUACAAUUUGGAGGCGAUAUAUUCAAAACUAUUAUACAUAUAUCUAGUGUAUAUGAAUUUGAUAAGUUGUUAGACAUUGUUGUCUUUUUAUGGUAG
Messenger RNA from Diatraea saccharalis (sugarcane borer), 1914 nucleotides. The record is from the annotation of a GenBank genome assembly. NCBI's taxonomy places the organism in Eukaryota, Metazoa, Arthropoda, Insecta, Lepidoptera, Crambidae.